UCAUGGUAAGAAAAGUUGACAUAUACAAAAACAAACAAAUAAAUUUAAUAUUGCAUCUAAUUUAUAUAAAGGAUAUUUGAUAAGUAAAUACAAAUUUUUAUUCCCUUCCGUAUGGAGUGAAAAUUUAAGAAAGAAAAUGAAUUUAUUGACGCAGUACAGAACAUCGAACAGGUCAGAUAACAUGUCUGAAAGACAAAAUAAUAAUUUAAAUGAAUUCAACGAAGAUAAUGAGGAUUCGACAAAAAUCAUAUCCUCCGAACCAAUGGAGUAUAAUUUUAAGAUUCAGGGAAAGUUUAAAGCCGGAGAUAUAAGUGACUUUUUAAGUAACGAUCUGCCAUUAGAAGAUAACCUGUUUGCUCAUCGGGAUAAAGAUUUGCUGAGUUCGCAAAACAAUAAGAAAGAUUAUAAACCGCAAAAAUUUAAAGAAAAUCUAAAGAUAACGAUGAAUCAUAAAAAUAAUAGAAAUGAAUUCAUUGGUGAAACUUUAAAAAAUAAUAAUUGCAAUUUCAAAGAGAGAAGAAAAUAUUUUGCUAAAGAAAAUCAACGAAAGAAUGAACGGAAAUUUUCAGAACCAGAAAUUAUGGAAAUAGUAAUAAAAAAUCCAAGGAAAAAGCAAAGAAACAAAAUUUCUGAUGACAACAAUUAUAAUAUUAAACGUGUUGAUGAUAUUCUUCCGGAAACAAAAGGAAGUAAUUAUUCGGCUCUUAAAAUCACGGAUGAUAUGUUUAAAGGGGGCAUCGAACAAAGCAACAUGACAGAGGAAAAACCAUUAAACAGGAUAGAUCCUUCACAGAAAAUUGCUGAGUGGAAAGUUAUUAAACGAAAAAAGGAUAAAAAAUCACCGAAAAAACAUAUCUACAAAAAAAAUAAAGAAAAACGAUCAAUUAUCAAUUCGGAAAAUUUAAUACACGAAUCAUAUGUGGAAUCUUUGGAUUGGAUGAAUGAUUUUGAUAAUGAUAGAAAAAUAAGAUUGGGAAGAGGGCUGAAAAAUUGGAAAAAUAAAGGAAUAAUGGAAAAAUUUAAUUUCAAUAAAAUGAAAAUUUAUCCACUUAAACGAUAUUUUAAACCAUAAAUCACUGACUACUAUCAGUUUCAAAAUUUGAGUAAUUCCUACAAUUUACAAUUAAUUCCGAGAGAUUCUUUGAUCUCUUUUGUA
Leptopilina boulardi is the source of this 1156-nucleotide messenger RNA. RefSeq lists its product as uncharacterized. The transcript has 5 exons. Bases 137 to 1072 code for a protein of 311 amino acids. NCBI's taxonomy places the organism in Eukaryota, Metazoa, Arthropoda, Insecta, Hymenoptera, Figitidae. The record is from RefSeq and is a predicted model, not a curated record.